Triticum dicoccoides is the source of this 1794-nucleotide messenger RNA. Its product is annotated as glucan endo-1,3-beta-glucosidase 12-like. NCBI's taxonomy places the organism in Eukaryota, Viridiplantae, Streptophyta, Magnoliopsida, Poales, Poaceae. Gene Ontology annotation, biological process: carbohydrate metabolic process. Bases 228 to 1631 code for a protein of 467 amino acids. The record is from RefSeq and is a predicted model, not a curated record. Gene Ontology annotation, molecular function: hydrolase activity, hydrolyzing O-glycosyl compounds. The transcript has 5 exons.
CCUCGGACUGCAGGCUCCAAGAGACGAACAGCAGGAGGAUCCAUCCAUCCAGGGGUACGUCUAGUUAGGCGUCAAGCUCUCGUGUCGACACAAUAGAUAGCUUUAGUUUCGUCCAGGAGAAGCAAGCAAGCAAGCAAACUCUAGCUUCUUCGGGCCGGCCGGCCAGCUGAGGGUUCAAGGAGCUGCAGUGUCUGCAUCGUCGGUCGCUCGCAGGAGAAAAGAAGAGAAUGUUGCGCGAGAGAUGGCAGGGAUGCGUUCUCAUUCUCGUCCUGCUUCUUCUCUCCAACGCAUCAGGCACUUCUCUGGGGGAGAACACGAUCCUCCCUUCGAAUUCUAAGCAGACCAGGCAAGCGCGCGUGUGCGACGGAGCAGACCACCGGCUGCUGCGGUCCCUCGCCAACACCGGCGAAGAGGUCAUGGUCACCAUCCCCAACUCACAUUUGCAGCACAUCGCCGAGUUCCGGGAAGAGGCCCGGCUCUGGGUCGCCACCAACGUGGCGCCGUUCCUCCCGGCAACCAUGAUCACGCACGUCCUGGCGGGAGACGACGCCCUGUCGUCUGUCUCCCCUGGGGACACCGCCUACUCGCUGGUCCCCGCCAUGCGGAACAUCCACGCCGCGCUUGUCGCCGCAGGACUCGACGGCCGCAUCAAGGUGUCCACCACGCUGUCCGCGGUGCCGCUCGCCCCGUCGUGGUCCGCCGGCAUCCCGGGGCGCGUCCUGCGGUUCCUGGGGGAGACCGGCUCGCCCUUGUUCCUCCUCAAGGCUCGCGUGUCCGAGGCCGCUGUAGAUGACGCCAGGGUCAGCGACGUGUAUGCCGCAAUGCUGGCGCUGGGCUUCUCGGGCAUCCCGGUGAUCACCGCUCAGUCAGAGGAGCUCGGUGGCGCGCUGGUGUACCACAGCUACUUGUAUGGCCGUCGUCCCAUGACCGCCGGUGGAGGUGGGAGGCGGUCGCUGGCGACGGGGACGUUCUGCGUGGCGCUCCAGAAUGCGGACCCGACAGCGCUGCAGGCGGGGCUGAGCUGGGCGUGCGGGCAGGGACAGGCCGACUGCUCGGCGGUGCAGCCCGGAGGGGCGUGCUACAAGCAGAACAACGUGGCGGCGCUGGCCUCCUAUGCCUACAAUGACUACUACCAGAAGAGCGCCAGCACCGGCGCCACCUGCUCCUUCAACGGCACCGCCACCACCACCGCCACUGAUCCCAGCUCAGGAUCGUGCGUCUUCGCAGGAAGCACCAUGGCAGGAGACUCCACCUCCAACUCGAGCGUGCCUAGCGCGAGCGCUCCGACGAGCCUCGGCGCCCCUCCGUCAGACGAUCUCACUCCUCCGGUCGGCUCGAGCCCUCCAUCCGAUUUCGGGCCCCCGGCAGCCGACACGGCCCCUCCGACGAGCUUUGACGCUCCCCCAGGUGGCUUCGGACCACCGUCUAGCUUCGGUCCCCCGUCUGUGUUCGGCAGCCCGCCAUCGACGUUCGGCCCGCCCGGGAGCUUAAGCGGGAGCGGGAGCUUCGGGCCGAGCGGCACCCUCGAGCCUUACGGCAUCGGGUGUCGCCACGUCGCCUCUUUGGCUGCCUCCACUCUUCUGUCCGCCAUUGUUCUUGCCGUCCUUUGUGCCUCACCAGAUCUGAUGUAAAUUCUCUGAAUGUGAAUUUGGAUUAGGUAUACAGAGCUAACACUGUCGUUAGCUAUUACUAUUGCAUCUUAUGUUCUUGGUCUUGUAGAUGUCAGAUUCAAUGUUUAGGAACCGUAUGGAUAUAUAUGAUUUGCAGAGUAUUUGGCAUUGCACUUGAGAAUAA